UCAGGUAUUUAGCAUUGUUUGUCUCUGGCAGAAUGAAGAGGUUGGUGAGUCCAGAGGGAGCGCUGUGAAAAAACAUCACUGAGUUCAGAAACUGCAGACAACCCAACAAGAAGAUGAACAGGAAGAAGGAUAAAGCAUUUGAGAGCCCUCGUCCCUUUAAAUUGACUCAUCAGGUGGUGUGCAUCAACAACAUCAACUUCCAAAGGAAGUCCGUCAUUGGCUAUGUUGAGCUGGCCAUUUUCCCCACAGUGGUCAACCUGAACCGGAUCAAACUGAACAGCAAACAGUGCCGCAUCUACAGAGUCAGAGUGAAUGAACUGGAAGCCCCGUUUAUUUACAACGACCCCACCCUGGAAGUGUGCCACAACGAGUCCAAGCAGAGGAACCUGAACUACUUCUCUAGUGCCUACACAGCAGCAGUGAGUGCUGUGGAUCCUGAUGCUGGUAAUGGAGAGCUGGUCAUCAAAGUUCCCUCUGAACUCUGGAAACAAGCAGACGAGCUGAAGGUGCUGAAGGUCUACAUAGAGUUUUCCUUGGACCAGCCCAAAGGGGGUCUCCACUUUGUUGUUCCUGAUGUGGAAGGCAGCAUGGCAGAGAGGGGAGCCCACGUGUUCUCCUUCGGAUACCAGAACUCCACAAGGUUCUGGUUCCCCUGUGUGGACUCCUACUCGGAGCUGUGCACCUGGAAGCUGGAGUUCACCGUGGACGCGUCCAUGGUGGCCGUGUCCUGUGGGGACCUGCUGGAGACCAUCUACACCCACGACAUGAGGAAGAAGACGUUCCACUACGUGCUGCCCAUCCCCACAGCCGCUCCCAACAUCUCCCUGGCUGUGGGACCCUUUGAGAUCCUUGUAGACCCCUACAUGCACGAGGUGACCCACUUCUGCCUGCCUCAGCUGCUCCCUCUGCUCAAACACUCCAUGUCCUACCUGCAYGAGAUCUUUGAGUUCUACGAGGAGAUCCUGACUUGCCGCUACCCUUACUCCUGUUUUAAGACCGUGUUUGUUGACGAGGCCUACGUUCAGGUGUCGUCCUACGCCUCCAUGAGCAUCUUCAGCACCAACCUGCUCCACAGCCCCAUGAUAAUAGACCAGACCCCAGAAACUCGACUCUGUCUGGCUCAGGCCUUGGCUCAGCAGUUCUUCGGCUGUUUCAUCUCCAGAAUGUCAUGGGCUGAUGAGUGGGUGCUGAAGGGGAUCUCUGGCUACAUCUAUGGUCUCUACUUGAAGAAGACCUUUGGAGUCAAUGAGUAUCGACACUGGAUCAAAGAGGAACUGGAUAAGAUAGUUGAGUAUGAACUCCAGAUGGGAGGGGUUUUGUUGCACCCCACUUUCAGCGGAGGCAAAGAAAAGGACAAUCCCACCCCCCACCUUCACUUCUCCAUCAAACACCCCCACACCUUGUCCUGGGAGUACUUCAAGAUGUUUCAGUGUAAGGCCCACCUGGUGAUGAGGCUGAUAGAGAACAGAAUCAGCAUGGAGUUCAUGCUUCAGGUUUUCAACAAACUUCUGAGCCUGGCCAGCACAGCCUCGUCUCAGACGUAUCAGACCCACAUGUGGAGCCAGAUGCUUYUGUCCACUUACGCCUUCCUCAAAUCCAUCUCCAAUGUUUCUGGUAAAGACAUCGGCCCCCUCAUCAAACAAUGGGUAGAUCAGAGCAGUGUGGUGAAAUUCUUUGGCAGCUUUGCCUUCAACAGGAAGAGGAAUGUGCUGGAGUUGGAGAUCCGUCAGGACUACACRUCAUCUGGAACACAGAAAUACGUGGGUCCCAUCAAGGUGACGGUACAAGAACUGGAUGGGUCUUUCAACCACACGYUGCAGAUCGAGGAGAACAGCCUGAAGCAUGACAUCCCCUGCCAYUCAAAGAGCAGAAGAAAUAAGAAGAAAAAAAUUCCUCUGAUGAAUGGUGAAGAAGUUGACAUGGAUUUAUCUGCCAUGGAUGCCGACUCCCCUCUCCUUUGGAUCCGAAUCGACCCGGACAUGUCCAUUUUGAGGAAAGUGGAGUUUGAGCAGGCAGACUUCAUGUGGCAGUAUCAGCUGCGCUAUGAGAGGGAUGUGGUGGCUCAGGAGGAAGCCAUAUCAGCGCUGGAAAAAUUCCCCACUCCUGCCUCCAGACUGGCUCUGACUGACAUCCUGGAGCAAGAACAGUGUUUCUACAAAGUUCGCAUGCACGCCUGCUUCUGCUUGGCUAAGAUAGCCAAUGCCAUGGUGAGCACAUGGCAGGGCCCRCCGGCCAUGAAGUCUCUAUUCACCAGGAUGUUUUGCUGUAAGAGCUGCCCCAACAUYGUCAAGACCAACAACUUCAUCAACUUCCAGAGCUACUUUUUACAGAAGACGAUGCCUGUUGCCAUGGCGUUACUCCGAGACGUGCAGAACCUCUGUCCCAAAGACGUUCUCAACUUCAUUCUCGACCUCAUCAAGUACAACGACAACCGCAAGAACAAAUUUUCAGAUAACUACUACCGCGCACAUCUGAUCGAGGCCCUGACCAACUCUCUCACUCCAGCCAUCAGCAUCAACAACGAGGUGCGGACGGUGGACAAUUUAAAUGCCGAYGUCCGGCUGAUCUUGGAGGAAAUCACACGAUUCUUGAACAUGGAGAAACUGCUGCCAAGCUUCAGGAACACCAUCACUGUUAGCUGUCUGAGAGCUAUCCGUCAGCUUCAGAAGAACGGUCACAUCCCCAGUGACCCAUCACUCUUCAAAUCCUACGCUGAGUACGGACACUUCGUAGACAUCCGGGUUGCUGCCCUGGAAGCUCUGGUUGACUACACAAGAGUUGAAAGGAGCACCACAGAAUUGCAGUGGCUGUUCAACAUGGUCCAGAAUGACCCGGUUCACUAUGUCAGACAUAAGAUUCUGAGCAURCUCUGUAAGAAUCCUCCUUUCACCAAGACGGCAGAUUCACCUCUGUGUAACGAGGCUCUGGUUGAUCAACUCUGGAAGCUGAUGAACUCAGGUACGUCUCAUGACUGGCGGCUGCGCUGUGAUGCUGUGAAUCUCUACUACACUCUSUUUGGUCUGACCCGGCCGUCCUGCCUGCCGCUGCCGGAGUUGGGCCUGGUACUCAACCUGAAGGAGAAGAAGGCGGUCCUGAACCCCACCAUCAAGCCUGAACUGGGAGUCAACGUUGUCAUGGACACACCUGCCAGUAUUGGCAUCCAUGGCGUGGGCAUGAGCUACACAUCUAUGGAUGAAGAACCAGACCCUGUUUCUCUGGGGGUGUGUGGAGUGGGCCAGCCUCCUCAGGGCCUGAAGAGGAAGGCUGAGACCCCGCUGGGCUCUCCACCGGAGCCGGGACAGGUUCUGCAGCAGCAGGAGGAGGAUGGGCGAGCGGGCCGAUACAAGAUCAGGUUCAACACAAUGGAGGAUGAAGAUAUUGAUAUGGAGACAGUUCAUGACAGUCAGGCGUUCAUUCACCAUCAUCUUAACCUGUUAGAGAGGCCCUCUACUCCAG
Austrofundulus limnaeus is the source of this 3456-nucleotide messenger RNA. RefSeq names its product TAF2 RNA polymerase II, TATA box binding protein (TBP)-associated factor (gene taf2). Gene Ontology annotation, cellular component: transcription factor TFIID complex. The record is from RefSeq and is a predicted model, not a curated record. Gene Ontology annotation, biological process: transcription initiation at RNA polymerase II promoter. NCBI's taxonomy places the organism in Eukaryota, Metazoa, Chordata, Actinopteri, Cyprinodontiformes, Rivulidae. Gene Ontology annotation, molecular function: transcription cis-regulatory region binding; chromatin binding; RNA polymerase II general transcription initiation factor activity.